Molecule: messenger RNA, 165 nt
Organism: Sphenostylis stenocarpa
Lineage: Eukaryota; Viridiplantae; Streptophyta; Magnoliopsida; Fabales; Fabaceae
Source: the annotation of a GenBank genome assembly
AUGGAGUUGAGAAGUCGUACGUGUGUGUGGUUCGAGUCUAAGAUGCCAGAAAUGCGUUGGAGACAUUUGUCACUGAUUGAUUCUUGUAUAUCAGCACAUGUGGUUGUGAUUGAUUGUGAACUGUCUGAGGUGCAAAAAAGAGAGGAAAAAGAUAAGCGAGAUUAA